AUGAGAAGGACAGACGACAGAUGGACACGAAGAACUCAGGAAUGGAUUUCUCGCGAAGCAAAACGUCCUCGAGGGAGACCACCGACCAGGUGGGCUGACGUGUUCGUUGCACGGAUGAACCAGCUGAAUUCUCGUAAUGGAUCUGGAUCUCGCGAACGUCGCCGCUGCAAUUCAAUACCAACAUCGUUGAUGACGCUAGCGAGAGACAGAAACGGAUGGAAACAGUGCUGUGGCCUGGACGACAAGUGA
This is a messenger RNA of Strongylus vulgaris, 249 nucleotides long. Lineage: Eukaryota; Metazoa; Nematoda; Chromadorea; Rhabditida; Strongylidae. The record is from the annotation of a GenBank genome assembly.